AUGGGUGUCUCAGAGGAUCAACAGAACCCAACGAGGACCAUGCCAGACAACACAUCGGGCCGGGAGGAAUCUCCUCACAAGAACGCGACUGAGCGUUCCGUAUCUGGUUCUUCAACACCAUCUGUCGAUGUCGCCGAGAAGCCACCUGUCGAGCGGGACAUUGGGCUCACUACCGACAGUUUGGCGAAGGAGACGGGGAAGGAGGAGGAAGUCGAAGUCGAAGAUGAGGUCGAAGACACGAGCAACUAUCCUUCUGGUCUGAAGCUCGUGACCUUGAUUAUCGCCCUCGAUCUGGCCGUCUUCCUGGUCGCACUUGAUCAAACCAUCAUUGCCACUGCGAUCCCCAAGAUCACCGACCGCUUCAACAGUGUCACCGACAUUGGCUGGUAUGGCAGCGCAUAUUUCCUGACCAGUACCGCACUCCAGCCCAGCUUUGGCCGCAUCUACAAAUUCUUCCAGAUCAAAUGGGUCUUUCUCUCUGCCAUCAGCGUCUUCGAAUUGGGCUCCUUGGUCUGUGCCGUUGCACCAUCCAGCACCGCGCUCAUUGUUGGGAGGGCUGUUGCCGGCAUUGGCGUGGGUGGCAUCUUUUCGGGAGCCUUGGUCAUUAUUGCCCACUCGCUUCCUCUGAUCCGGAGACCUCUGGUGUUUGGACUGUUUGGUGCUAUGUGGGGAUUGGCCAGUGUCGCAGGGCCUUUGCUCGGUGGCGUCUUCACUGAUCACCUUUCGUGGAGAUGGUGCUUCUAUAUCAACCUGCCUAUCGGCGGCUUUUCGAUGCUCGUCGUCCUGUUCGUGCUCCAUAUCCCUCAAGAUCCGAAGCUCUCCGAGAUGCCGAUCCUCAAACGCAUCCUCGAACUCGACCUCAUCGGGGCGGCAAUCCUCAUUCCGGGCAUCAUCUGUCUGUUGCUGGCAGUCCAGUGGGGUGGGUCAACCUACGCAUGGGACAACUCGCGGAUAAUUGGGCUGUUUGUCGGUGCCGGGUGUCUUCUGAUUCUCUUUGGCAUAUCCCAGUGGCGUUUGGGUGAAGAUGCCACUAUCCCACCGCGUCUCCUCACCAAGCGCACUCUGAUGGCGUCCUGCGCCUUCGUCUUCUUCUUCGGGGCCGGCAUUUUUGUUCUCAUGUACUACCUCCCGCUCUACCUCCAAAGUGUCAAGGGAUCCUCGCCUACCAAAUCCGGCGUCCAGAUCCUGCCAUUGAUGCUGUCCACUGUCUUCACUUCGAUCGUCGCAGGGAUCGCGGUGACCAUCAUCGGCUACUACACACCACUGAUCAUCGGUGCCGCCGCGCUCAUGACCAUUGGCUACGGCCUGAUCAGCACUUGGACCGUCGACUCGCCCUUCCGCGAAUGGUUCGGGUACCAGAUCUGCGCAGGUCUUGGAACAGGCUUUGGUUUCAAUCUUCCCCUUGUGGCGGUCCAGACCACCUUGCCCAUGAAGGACAUUCCCCAAGGGACUGUGCUGCUGAUGUUCUGCCAAUCGCUCGGUGGCGCGCUUUUCAUCGCUGUCGGGCAGUCUGUCUUCGCCAACGGUCUGGUCAGCGGUGCCGCCAAGUACGCGCCCGACAUUGACCCGCAGCUGCUCAUCAACACGGGUGCCACGGCGCUCCGCAGCGUGCUGACCAAGAUGGGCAUGGAAGACCAUAUCCACCAGGUGAUCGAGGCGUACGUGUAUGCCUUGAAGGACUGCUACCGCGUCUCCGUCGCCGUGGCAGGUGUAUCGUUUAUCGCCGCAUGUUUCUUCGAGUGGAAGAGCGUGAAGAAGGCGAAGCCCGCGGGCGUGGAAGCGAUGCCGGCCAUGGGAUAG
This is a messenger RNA of Fonsecaea nubica, 1800 nucleotides long. RefSeq lists its product as hypothetical. Gene Ontology annotation, biological process: transmembrane transport. The transcript is spliced from 3 exons. Lineage: Eukaryota; Fungi; Ascomycota; Eurotiomycetes; Chaetothyriales; Herpotrichiellaceae. The record is from RefSeq and is a predicted model, not a curated record. Bases 1 to 1800 code for a protein of 599 amino acids. Gene Ontology annotation, molecular function: transmembrane transporter activity.